UCUUCCUUUUGAAAGAGAGAGUAGAACAGAAGCAUGAUAGAGAAUCGCAAAGCAGCCUGCACAGAGAGGAAAGUGGUGAAUUCUAGAGAGAGAGAGGGAGUGGGAGAGUUUUCGCUUAGUUCUGAUGAAAGCUUAUCUGGGUUUGGAGUGUUUGAGUGUGACGGGGGAUUGAUCAAUGCUGAGUGUUUGUUUCUGACGAAAAUUUUUGUUCUUUAUUUUCUUUUGGGAUUGGAAUUUGGUGGGUUUGGAAGGAGGAGGGAUUAUGCGGAAGUCCUUCAAGGAUUCUCUCAAAGUUCUUGAGGCCGAUAUUCAGCACGCCAAUACCCUGAUUUUAUCUCUGCUACGAAGUUCUGCUUAGGCGAUCAUAUUUUGAAAUUCUUGUAAAUGUCUGCUUGAUUGAUGCGGCUAUUUUACUUUGUGGAUUGAAGCGUGAAUCUUUCACCUGACCCGUGAUUGUCUUCUUGGAUAGAGGCUGCAUCUUUGUGGGUUUUGUUCAUGAUCUUGUUGGGAAUGUAGAAACCAUUUAGUAUGAUUUUCAUGAAGGCCAUUGCUUGCUAAUAAUUUGUUUAAUGCAAUCUAGAGUUUUUCUGCUUUCUGAAACAUGUGUAAGGUGGGGAUUUUGGCAGACUGAGCGUAGGAUUGUGCUUUAGCUUUCAAUUGAUGACCAGGUAUCUUCAUACCCCUGAACCUUGCUUUAUAAAGCCCCAACCAACCGAGGCCCGAUCAUAACCUGACUGGUUAAAACCCUAGAAUUCGAGAUCUAGCGAGGAGGGAAAUAGAAAUCGUGACAAUGGAGGUAAUGAGGGAAGGGGAAGGAAGCGAAUGGAGUCUUCCUUCUAUAUCUAGACUAAGUUUUCACAACGGAGUCUUACUGAACUGCCCCGAUUGAUACAAGACUACAGUUCGAAGUUUCUGAAUGAGCUAGGCCAUUGCUGUGCUUGCUGAAAAAUGAGAAAGUUGGGGAACUCUUUUGUCUAUAUAUAUAUAGCAAUAUGUAUGGGCUUCUGAUUUUCCCAGGGAAUAUGAUGGCACCUGUCUUCAAAUGAGAAUGUCCUACAGUCCAGCAGCACAUCUGUUCCUUUUCCUUGUGCAGUGGACAGACUGUCACCUUGCCGGUGCACUUGGACUGCUAAGAAUCCUAAUUUACAAGGUUCAUGUUGACGGCACAACAACCAUGUCUACCCAUGAGCGAAAAGCAAGUAUAAGAGAAUUUUAUGCGGUUAUUUAUCCCUCUUUGCUGCAACUUCAAAGUGGUGUUACUGAUACAGAAGAUAAAAGGCAAAAGGCAGUGUGCAUGGAAAGGUAUAGAAGAAGAGAUGAUGAGGAGUACAGGCAGUAUACAGAUACAGACAUUGAAAGGGAAGAAGAAUGUGGAAUUUGCAUGGAGACAAAUUGUAAGAUUGUCUUGCCCAAAUGCAAUCAUGCAAUGUGCUUGAAAUGCUACCACGAGUGGCGUACACGAUCCCAGUCAUGCCCGUUUUGUCGGGACAGUUUGAAGAGGGUGAACUCCGGUGAUCUCUGGGUAUUCAUGGACUAUAGGGAUGUGACUGACAUGGCGACCAUAACACGGGAGAAUCUUAGAAGGCUGUUCAUGUACACAGACAAGCUGCCUCUGGUUGUUCCUGACACGCUUUUCGAUGCCUACGAUUCUCAUAUCCGGUAGGCAGCUGGGACUGUCUGAAUCCGCCAUCGAUGCCUUCAUAUGAGUACUAUCAUUCCAUUCACUCAAAGCCUGACUUUGGAUUUGGUCACUUUAGUUUAAAGUUUUCAAUGCUUCUGAUUUAGAGGAACCCGGCCUGGAUUAUUGAAGGCAGGGGGUUCAGAAUUGAGAUAGUCUCAACUGGAACGGGGUUCAUAAAUGUACCUUGCCAAAUUGUACAUCCAUGUAUAGCUUGAACUUUGUUCAGAGGAGCCAUCUUACUUUUCUUUUACUUCACGUGUAUCACAACUUGAUCUUUAUUUCCCUUGAAGUUGCUGGAAGGGCUCAAAUAGUUCCUACCAUCUUUUCUUUGCAUAACUUGUUACCUCCUAAACCUUGAUUCUUUUGCUUGUAAAACAUGAAUAAUUAGUCUUUGUGAUAUACCCACAAAGAUUUGGAUCCAAAAAUGGGUUUAAGAUA
Diospyros lotus (date-plum) is the source of this 2119-nucleotide messenger RNA. RefSeq names its product E3 ubiquitin-protein ligase AIRP2-like. The record is from RefSeq and is a predicted model, not a curated record. Lineage: Eukaryota; Viridiplantae; Streptophyta; Magnoliopsida; Ericales; Ebenaceae. The coding region runs from base 1043 to 1663 and encodes 206 amino acids. Gene Ontology annotation, molecular function: ubiquitin protein ligase activity. The transcript is spliced from 6 exons. Gene Ontology annotation, biological process: protein ubiquitination.